Molecule: messenger RNA, 2373 nt
Organism: Lineus longissimus
Lineage: Eukaryota; Metazoa; Nemertea; Pilidiophora; Heteronemertea; Lineidae
Exons: 11
Coding region: 207-1655 (482 amino acids)
Molecular function (GO): S-adenosylmethionine-dependent methyltransferase activity
Source: RefSeq, a predicted model, not a curated record
GACCUGAAUCGGCCGGCCAGACUGUACCGUGUCCGACAAACUAAAUUGACUUGUGACGAACCCACUGUUAACUCCAUCGCCACGGACUCAAUAAUUGGAUCGUCGCAAGACAGUUUUUCAGGACAAUAGCGAACCAUCUCUCCAUCAACCAGUGUCAUCCAGGACAAAACUCGUAAUUUUUCAACAAACGAGAUAUAUAUUUGACGAUGGAAGCGAAUGAGAUAGUCAUGAAGAAGUUCUGGGAGGACCACAGCAAAGAUGGCUCCGUCAAGGAGAUGAUGUUGGAUGAAAAUGCGGAAGCUUUCAGUGACCUUGAAAAGGCUGAACUACUUUCGCUGUUACCGUCCGUGACCAACAAAGACAUCCUUGAAAUAGGCGCUGGCAUUGGCCGAUUCACUGGUGACCUCGCCGAAACGGCCAAGUCAGUUCUAGCUGUAGAUUUUAUGGAAAACUUCAUUCAAUUGAAUAAAAAGUCACAUGGACACAAGACAAAUACGAGUUUCUUACAAGCAGAUGUCAAUCACUUGCAAUUACCCGAAGACAGUUAUGACAUAGUCUUCUCCAACUGGCUAAUGAUGUAUCUCACAAAUGAUGAGGUCCGGAAGCUGGCAAAGAACGCGCUCAAAUGGUUGAGGGAAGAUGGCUACUUCUUCUUCAGGGAGUCAUGUUUUCAUCAGUCGGGUAACAAAAAGCGUGGUUUCAACCCAACAGAAUACAGAUCGCCCACUGAAUACAACAGUCUCAUCCAGAGUGAAUACGUUACGGAAGGUGACGGUUCUCAUUAUCAGUUCGAGCUGAUGUCAAUGCAAAGUGUGAAAACCUAUAUUGAGGUGAAAGGCAACUGCAACCAGAUCUGCUGGUUGAUGAAGAAGGUCCGACGCGACUCUCCCCCAAUUGAGGAUGAUCUUGCGUUUAACAGGUUACCAAUACUCCAAUGGAUGUGUGGCGAAAAUUACAUGGUCACCGGAGGUAACGCAAUCACAAAGCUGCUCUUACCUUACUUCAACAUUGACUUGAACUCGACACUCUUGGAUUAUGGAACUGGUCUUGGCGGCACAGCAUUUUAUAUAGCUCAGGAAUUCGACGCGUCCAUCCGUGCGAUAGGCUCGAGAGCUGACGCCAUCACAAACGCUGUGAAAUCUGCUAAUGACAUUAAGGAAAAACGAGUCGCUUUCGAGGUACAAACGGACAGUAUGUUCGCCAUGGAAAGCAACUUGCUUGAUGCUGUGAUAUGCCGAGACUACUUCAGUCAAGUGAGCGCGAAAUCAGAACUGCUUAGAAUAUUUAAGAAUGGGCUGAAACCCGGUAAACGACUGGUUUUAACCGACGUCUGCCGCACUGCUGAAUCUAAUGAGGGUGGGGACGUUGUAGAGUCCAUGCUCGGACCGCACUUGAUCACCAAGGACCGCUAUAAAGAGAUCUUCAGCUCCUCAGGGCUGACUCUAGUUGAAGCAUUGGACCGAACUGAUGUGUACCUACACCACCUCAAGCAAGAAUUCAACAAACUGAUGUCGGGCAUCCAAUCUUUUCUCCAACAAUUCUCCAUGGAGGAUUACAAGAAUAUGCACGACGAAUGGUGCAAGAAGAUCGAACUUUUCGAAGGCGACAGCUUGAAGUGGGUGGUCCUGGUUGCAGAGAAGGAAGUAGAGAAUUGAGUCCAGCAGUGGCGCCCGGCAUGGAAGCGGUGAAGGUCGGAACCACUUCCAUGUGAACCGAACACUGAAAACUGUAGACAUUGGAGUAGGUGCAUGGCUCCUGUGAGAAAUCAGAAUUACAAAGGCAUCGCUUUUUAUUCAUAGGUCUACAUAAGAAGGCGAAGCUAAGUUUAACCAUUAAAAAUGUGACUCUGUCUUACCAUGUAUAGGCCUAACUGGGCGCAAGCAAUAUCAGGAGUUUCCAAACCUGUCUGUGAUCAGCGACACAGUCUCCUGUUGGUCCCCUUGAGAGGAACACGAUGGACUCGGGAUAUGCUCAUUACCGUGAUAGGGACGACAGGCUGAUCGAACGCCCCUAUUCAUGUCCCGAUUCCAUUGUGUUCCGCUGAUGGAAUCCACCGGCCGCGGACGACUCACUGACAAUGCGUAAUCUGACAUGCGAAUUAUUAUAGCACACUGGCUGGUGAAAGUUCACAAUUCUUUCAGGUGAUGGCACCACGGGUUCUGUCGUACAGAACACGUACUUAUUUCUUUGGAAGGUGAAACGUUGGGCUAAAUUCUACGUACAUAAUUUCUACAUACAUGUACUCAAUGUUUCGCAUCAAUAUAUGCAUUACACGUUUGGUGAUUCUAGAAAAUUCAAAAUGUGGAUAAAUCGUCUAAGUACAUGUUGCUAAGUAAGUAUUAUCAUCAUGAUGAAAUAAAGGAAUUUUAAAUA